Messenger RNA from Stylonychia lemnae, 1128 nucleotides. The record is from the annotation of a GenBank genome assembly. Lineage: Eukaryota; Ciliophora; Spirotrichea; Sporadotrichida; Oxytrichidae.
AUGGAGAAGUAGUAAAAUUUAAGAUCUGUAAACAUGUCUAAAAAGCUAUCCCUCGAAACCUAGCGCAGUGAUCAUCUAUUCAGAGCACUCUCAUCCUCUUAAUUCACUAAAAUGUGCUCUAAUGAGGAUCCUAACUAAUAGAGUAACUUAUAAAAUGAAGAUAAUGCCUUUGUUUUAAACAAUUAUGACAUUGUUGAGACAUUUAAAAAUGAUCAUAACAAUAUAAUGACAUAUUUGGGAUGCUCAUUUUUAGAUAAUGAGUUUUAUCAAAUUAAAAGAAAGAGAGUAAAUAAUAUAGGGGAAGAUAUUUCUAACAAGGAACAGAUCAUGCUUUAAAGCUGCAAUCAUGAGCACCUAACUAAAUACGUAAUGUCCUUUUAUCUGAAUCGAUCUGUUUACAUCUUUUUAACAGCAAGCUCUUAGACUUUGGAAAAGCAAUUGCCCAUUAAAAAUACCAGGAAAGGUUUGUCAUAUUUCAUCUAAAUAUGCAAAGCAGUAAAAUAUCUCCACGAUAAAAAUCUUGUCUAUGGAGCUAUGACGCCUAAUCAGAUUUAUUUGAGUAAGGCAAAAGCUUAACUAGCCAUCAAUAAUAUAUACGAUAUAAACAAACAUGGAGCCCAAAAAUAUUUCGAGGACAAGCGAAAAUUUUAUUCAAAUUAAUUAUAUCUCCCUCCAGAAGAAUAGUUUUCUCAAUAAGGUGAUGUUUGGUCUUUAGGUAUUCUGUUUCACGAAGUACUGACAGGACUCCUUCCUUUUAAUCAAAGAGAUGGCAGAUUUUAGAUUCUUGAAGAGUGUAUUGAUCCAUUCCUUACGAAAAUACUGUAAAGAGCUCUAAGAAGAGAUCCUUAAAUUAGGAUAAAAUUAACUGAUAUGAUUUUGGACUUGGAAAAUUAUGCUAACAAUUACAAGACAGUUGAAAACAGCUUUGCUUCUUUGAACCUAAAUAAUAACGUUGAUGGUGGAAACCUAGCAGAACAGUUUAACUAAUUACUUUAGGAUAUAACAAUCUCUACGAUUGCUCAUCCUUCAGAUGAAACUACAUUUACCAAGACUAGCUUGAAAAAUGAUUUGCAAGCGUUAUAGGCUUAUUAUCAAAAGAACGGUUACCCCUAAUCGAAACUAGGUUGA